ACUUACAACUAACUAACAUUCUCCAAACUCAAAACAAGUAUUCGAUCGCUGAAGAAAAAGCUCUUACGACCGGAGGAGUUGUGACUUUCAAUUCAUUUUGCUCAGUUGUUGAAACCGACUUUCUCUUCUCAUAUGUUUCAGAAAGAGAGAGAUCAAAUACUAUGCGGCCUUUUCCUGCUCCUAUAGACAAGCUCAAACCAAUAUUUUUGGUUUCAAGAUCACACGGUAAAGUAGUGAGAACCAUUAUACCCAAGAAACUUGAGAACGUGAACAAUAGCGAAAGAGAGACAAUGAAGAAAACUAAGGAAACAGUAGAGCCAAUUGUUGCCUUCAGUAAACCACCACCGUUUACACCAUUUGUCGGUCCAUUGCUCGUGUAUUCGCUUCUUCAAUCAUGGUUUAGCGGCGAUGAAGACCGCUAGUUACAUCUUGGAAUAUAUUUAUGUAAUUAUGUAUCAUAUGAGAUGUCUGCAUGCCAAAGUUUUCUUAACCAU
Brassica oleracea var. oleracea is the source of this 494-nucleotide messenger RNA. RefSeq lists its product as uncharacterized. The record is from RefSeq and is a predicted model, not a curated record. The transcript has 3 exons. Bases 162 to 422 code for a protein of 86 amino acids. NCBI's taxonomy places the organism in Eukaryota, Viridiplantae, Streptophyta, Magnoliopsida, Brassicales, Brassicaceae.